Molecule: messenger RNA, 1149 nt
Organism: Mauremys mutica (yellowpond turtle)
Lineage: Eukaryota; Metazoa; Chordata; Testudines; Geoemydidae
Product: claudin-8-like
Exons: 2
Coding region: 481-1149 (222 amino acids)
Biological process (GO): cell adhesion; bicellular tight junction assembly
Cellular component (GO): bicellular tight junction; plasma membrane
Molecular function (GO): structural molecule activity
Source: RefSeq, a predicted model, not a curated record
AGGGAAGCAGAGGACAGUUUGGAGAAGUGCUGCGGUGAGCUAAGAAGUCCAAGACCCUAGAUGCAGUUUUGCUGUGGAAUAAUUAACCCUGUAAUUAGCUUUCUAUAAUGGGGACCCUGACACACACUUAAUUAUAGCAUCACUAAGGAGCAAUGAAGUCAAGUAUGAUAUUCCUAGAUACACCCUAUCUACCCUCUCAUUGGCUGGAAAGCUGUUGGGCCUGAUUGUGAAGUGCUCUAGUCAGAAGUCUUUCAAAUAUCAAAGCAGAUAAAUAGCAGGUCCUUCUACUCAGUCAGCAAUGGACUGCUGCCUAUUUGAACUUCAGAAAUACAAAUUGAAACUGCUUCAAAGUCCCUUUGGCACGCAAGCAAACUAUUACAGGAAAGAUUCUUUCUUGCUCUCGAUUUUAUCUCCAAGAAACCCUGCUUUGGAAACACGUUCCUGUGGACUAUUUUUUGGUGCACCUGUCUCAGAAAGAAUAUGGCUUGUUGGGCACUGCAAAUCACAGGCCUAAUACUUGGAGGCAUUGGCAUGAUUGGGACUUUUGCAAUCACUGCCAUGCCUCAGUGGAGAGUGUCUGCUUUCAUUGAAGGUAAUAUUGUGGUGUUUGAGAACAUUUGGGAAGGACUAUGGAUGAAUUGCAUCUAUCAAGUCAACAUCAAGAUGCAGUGUAAAUUCUAUGACACCGUACUGGCACUCCCACCUAUUUUAGAAGUAUCCAGAGGUCUGAUGUGUUUUGCUGUGAUGCUGUCCGUUAUUGCCUUUCUGACAGCCAUUAUUGGCAUGAAGUGCACUGUGUGUGUUGGGGAUAACAAGCAAGUCAGGAGUAACAUUCUGCUGGCAGCUGGGAUCAUUUUUAUCCUAACUGGGAUUCUAAUUUUGAUACCUGUAUCUUGGACUGCCAGCAACAUCAUUGGAGACUUCUAUAAUCCAGCAGUUCAUGCAGGAUUGAAACGAGACCUGGGAGCUGCCCUCUACUUAGGUUGGCUGAGCUCAGCAUUUCUCAUGAUUGGAGGAGCAAUAUUUUGUAGCUUUUAUAGCUGUGCUGACAAACCCAGAACAUGGAGGUAUUCAUCACAUUCCUGCCAUAGACCGCACAAGUUUGAGGAUGUGGAAAUGAAAUCUACAACCAAGCAUGCUUAUGUCUAG